Messenger RNA from Mesocricetus auratus (golden hamster), 1180 nucleotides. It is a transcript of the gene Rrp36, whose product is annotated as ribosomal RNA processing 36. The record is from RefSeq and is a predicted model, not a curated record. Gene Ontology annotation, biological process: maturation of SSU-rRNA from tricistronic rRNA transcript (SSU-rRNA, 5.8S rRNA, LSU-rRNA). Lineage: Eukaryota; Metazoa; Chordata; Mammalia; Rodentia; Cricetidae. Bases 191 to 919 code for a protein of 242 amino acids. The transcript is spliced from 7 exons. Gene Ontology annotation, cellular component: 90S preribosome; nucleolus.
GCCUAACAUUUGAAGAAACCCUGUGGCACUGGGUACCGAAUCCACCCCAGAAUUUAGGUCUGGCUGGUACAGAGCUGCGCUUCUUCCUGCCAGAAUCCUCACCACAUUGGCUCAGGCUUCCGGAAGGGGUGGGGCUUGGGCGUCUUAGUAAGCGGAAGCGGUGUCUGUCUUCGUCCGGACUACACAAAACAUGCCCAAAGCUGGAGCUAGUGCUGGGGCCCGAGGUUCCCGCGGAGCUAUUAAGCAGAGCAGGCGCAUGGCAGGCGACCAGCCGAAGGCAGACACAUCCGACAUGUCAUUUGAGGAGCUGUUGGAGUUGCAGAGCCGCGGGGGACCCAAGGCUUGUAAGCAGGUGGUAGCUGGAAGGAGCCCUGAGAAGCAGAGCCCCAAGCCUGUGUGUGUUGCAGAUAAGCACCGGCCUCUGGAAAUGUCAGCCAAAGUUCGAGUGCCAUUCUUACGCCAGGUUGUUCCCAUCAGUAAGAAGGUAGCCCGAGACCCCCGAUUUGAUGAUCUAUCAGGGGAAUAUAACCCUGAGAUAUUUGACAAAACUUACCAAUUCCUGAACGAUAUCCGAGCCAAAGAGAAAGAGCUUGUGAAAAAGCAGUUGAAGAAGCACCGAUCAGGGAAGGAGCAUGAGAGGCUGCAGCAGCUGCUCCAUCGAAUGGAACAGCAAGAAAUGGCACAGCAGGAGCGAAAGCAGCAGCAGGAGCUGCGCCUGGCCUUGAAGCAGGAGCGGCGGGCUCUGGCACAACAGGGUCAUCGGCCGUACUUCCUGAAGAAAUCUGAGGAGCGCCAGUUGGCCCUGGCUGAGAAGUUCAAGGAGCUGAAACGCAGCAAGAAGCUGGAGAGUUUCUUGAGUCGGAAGAGGCGCCGGAACGCAGGCAAGGACAGGAAGCAUCUCCCUCUGAGCAAUGAGUAGUAAGGAGCUGUCCCAGGGAGACAAGUGUCACAAGUACCCUGCGCUAGACUGUCUCAGAAGACUGGUGUGCUCUUGGACUGUGCAAGGGCUCUUCAGCAACAGGCGCUCAGCCUUCGCCUGUCAGACUCCUUUCUCCAUCUCCUUCAUCGUGUUCUCCUUCCGUCCUUUUCCUUAGGCCAGUGAUUCAACAUGGGGUAUGUUCACCACUCCUGGAAAGGGACUUUAAAGAGCCAUUUUGGAAACAUGCUUUUUACUCAUUUA